ACCAGGCGUGCCCGGCCGCUGCCAUGCUGGGGACCCGGGGCGGGUGGAGGGCUCUCCGCCGCUGCUUCUCUUCACUGCCGCGGGAGCAGCGGGUUCCGGCGGCUCGGCUGCGGGUCCGGGAGGCGUUGGGGGCCCGGGAAGCGGCGGGCAAAGUGAAGGUGCAGGGCUGGGUCCGCUCCGUCCGAUCCCAGAAGGAGGUUUUGUUCCUGCAUGUAAAUGAUGGGAGCUCUCUGGAAAGCCUCCAGGUGGUUGCUGAUCCCAGUCUGGAGUGUAGAGACCUGACUUUUGGAAGUGCAGUGGAAGUGCAAGGGAAACUGGUCAAAAGCCCUCACAAGAUGCAAGAUGUGGAGCUGCAAGCUGAAGCCAUUCACGUGGUGGGACCUUGUGAUACUUUGUCAUUCCCCUUCAAAAUAAAGGAGAGGCACCCACUGGAGUAUGUCCGACAGUUCCCACACUUGCGAUGCAGAAGCAAUGCACUUGGAGCCCUCCUGAGAAUCCGCAGUGAAGCCACGGCAGCAAUCCACUCAUUCUUCCAGGAUAAUGGCUAUGUGCAUAUUCAUACUCCCAUAAUUACAUCAAACGACUGUGAAGGUGCUGGGGAACUCUUUCAAAUUGGGACAUCACAGGAGGCAAAAGAAUCUGUGGAAAAGAACCACUUCUUUAAUGUGCCCACCUUCCUUACAGUUUCUGGCCAGCUCCAUUUGGAAGCGAUGGCAGGGGCCUUUACUCGUGUGUUCACCUUUGGCCCCACAUUUCGAGCUGAGAACUCACAGAGUCGCCGGCACCUGGCAGAGUUCUACAUGGUGGAGGCUGAGCUGUCCUUCACUGAAAGCCUCCAAGACAUCAUGCAGGUUAUGGAACAUCUUUUCAAGACAGCAACAAGCACUGUGUUCUCCAAAUGCCCUCGUGAUGUUGAGCUUUUUCAUAAAUAUGUAGCUCCUGCACAGAAGGGCAGGUUGGAACAAAUGCUGAAGAACAAAUUUGUAAUAAUUUCCUACAAUGAAGCAGUGGAAAUUUUGAAACAGGCUUCUCAAACUUUCACUUUUAAGCCAGAGUGGGGCUGUGACCUCCAAACAGAACAUGAGAAGUACCUGGUGAAGCACUGUGGUGAGGUUCCUGUAUUUGUGAUUAACUACCCCUACGACCUCAAACCUUUCUACAUGCGGGACAAUGAAGAUGGACCUCAACAUACAGUUGCAGCUGUUGAUCUUCUAGUACCAGGAAUAGGGGAGUUGUGCGGAGGCAGCUUGAGAGAGGAGCGACUUCCCUUCUUGGAAUCACGCUUACAGAGAUUAGGACUCACAAAUGCCUACCAAUGGUACCUAGACCUGCGAAAAUUUGGCUCUGUUCCUCAUGGAGGCUUCGGGAUGGGGUUUGAACGCUACCUGCAGUACAUCCUGGGUGUUGACAAUAUCAAAGAUGUUAUUCCUUUCCCCAGGUUUCCUCACUCCUGUCUGCUGUAGCUCAGCAGUGUGAAAACUGCCCGUGUAAGCACAUGUAUAUAAUAUUGGCGUAUGACUGAGUGCAUUGUAGAGGAAAAUUGAGAGAAACGUUGUAUUGGGGAAGCUCUCAGUAAAUUGGAUACUGCCUUACUGAAAAUAAUAUAUGUUCCUGUGAGAUAAUAGAAGCAUGCUUGCAGUUAAUGUGAUAGCAGUUCACAUCUUUGGUGCAUUUUGGGAGCAUUAAUAAAUCCCACUUAACCAAAGAGUUAAGAUUCCCAUGAGCACAAACGAUGGGAGUCCCGAAUAAGUAUUGUUCAGAGGUAGUGGGGGUUUGAUGUGAAAUAUUCAUAAGGAGGUGUGACCUGAAAUGGACUGAGAGCCAGGUCUGUUGUGAGGCUUUAGUAGGCUUUAAUUAAAUGCCUGCACAGUGCUUUGAAGGUUGAGGAUUGUAAAAUUGCAGAGUAUUGUCACUGCUGUGAUGUACUUGCUCUUACGAAAUGACAACUGUCUAAAGCGUGGUUCUCCCCACCCUGAGUUAAAAGCAAAUAUUGUUUACGUUGGAAAAAUCAGCCAAACCUAGCAAGGAGAAAUGUCAUCCUGGAACUGCUGGAGUGAAUUAGGUGAACGAUGUUUGAUUUUGUGAAUCAUCAAUAAAGAUGUACACUGGGUUGUUUUGUAA
This is a messenger RNA of Tympanuchus pallidicinctus (lesser prairie-chicken), 2121 nucleotides long. RefSeq names its product asparaginyl-tRNA synthetase 2, mitochondrial (gene NARS2). Gene Ontology annotation, cellular component: mitochondrion. NCBI's taxonomy places the organism in Eukaryota, Metazoa, Chordata, Aves, Galliformes, Phasianidae. The record is from RefSeq and is a predicted model, not a curated record. The coding region runs from base 24 to 1463 and encodes 479 amino acids. Gene Ontology annotation, biological process: asparaginyl-tRNA aminoacylation. The transcript is spliced from 14 exons. Gene Ontology annotation, molecular function: nucleic acid binding; asparagine-tRNA ligase activity; ATP binding.